CAUGCGCAUGCGCAUACGGUCGAGUCAACAAAGAUGGCGCUGCGUGUAAACCUGCUGGUCAACAGCUCCAGUUUCUACAAGUUCACCUCUUGUGUCCCGGUCCGGUCGUUUUCUGAGAGAGUGUCAUCCAAACCCGAACCGUCCAGCGGCCCGGAGACCAGCGGGGACCAUUUGAUCUACACUCGAGAGCACUUUGCACUAAAGGAGUCCCUCCGGAAGAUCAUCGACCAGGAGAUCAACCCCCACGUGGAUCAGUGGGAAGCAGAGGGGACGUUUCCAGCACAUAAAGUCUUCAAGAUCUUAGGAAGUGCCGGUUUCCUGGGAGUCAACAAACCAGUUGAAUAUGGAGGCUUGGGUCUUGACUUCAGCUACAACGUCGCGGUGUCAGAAGAGCUGGGCAACAUCCGCUGUGGAGGCGUUCCCAUGGCCAUCGGUGUCCAGACCGACAUGGCUACUCCUGCACUGGCCAGGUUCGGCUCAGCUGAGCUAAAGAAAGAGUUCCUCGUUCCCUCCAUCACGGGGGACAAAGUGGCUUGUCUCGGCGUCAGUGAAGUCGGCGCCGGCUCUGAUGUCUCGAGUAUCAUCACCAAGGCGGUGCGGAAAGGGGAUGAAUUUGUGAUCAACGGGGGGAAGAUGUGGACCACUAACGGAACCCAGGCUGACUGGAUGUGUCUCCUCGCCAACACCAGCGACGGGCCGCCGCACAGGAACAAAUCUCUCAUCUGUCUGCCCAUGAACCUGCCGGGAGUCCACAUUGCACGCAAGAUUGAUAAGAUCGGCAUGAAGUCAUCAGACACAGCUGAAGUGUUCUUCGAUGACGUUCGCGUUCCCUGUAAGAACCUCAUCGGCCAGGAAGGAAUGGGCUUCACGUAUCAGAUGCUUCAGUUCCAGGAAGAGCGGCUCUGGGCAGUGGCCAACAUCUUGACCACGAUGGACACCGUCAUCCAGGAGACCAUCCAGUACACGCGGCAGAGGAAGAUCUUCAAGCAGCCCGUCCUCUACCACCAGGCGGUUCACUUCAGGUUGGCGGAGCUGCAGACGGAGGUCGAGCUGCUCCGCUCCCUCCUCUACCGGGCCACAGCGUUGUACAUUAAAGGCAACGAUGUCACCAAGCUGGCGUCCAUGGCCAAGCUGAAGGGAGGCCGCCUCGCCAGGGAGCUGAGCGACAGCUGCCUCCAGUACUGGGGAGGUAUGGGCUUCACCAGUGAUGUGCUGGUCAGCAGAUUUUACAGGGAUUCCAGGUUAAUGUCGAUUGGUGCAGGGGCAGAUGAGGUCAUGCUGGGAAUCAUCGCCAAGUACAUGGACACGAUGCCCAGGAAGUGAUGUCAUCAACGCUGCUGAUAACGUGCUGAUCACCGAAGUGCAGUUCUGAAAUGUUUCAACUCUCGACUUUAACAUGAAGUUAGAUUUUUGUUUUAACCUUUGAUUGUGUUUACUGGAAUGUACGAAACUCUCCUGUUCUCACACACGAUGAAGCUCCGCCCCCUCUUAUGGUCCUCUUAACAUGUAAAUAUCCAACAACCUGAUUUCAUUGUAAUGUAAUUAGUUCAAUUUAAAUUUUGAUUGUCGUUAAAGAUUCAACCUAUAUUUUUAGAAGAGACUAAGAAAAAUAAUGACUAAAAAUGACUGUUGUGUUUAAUAAAUAUCCAGCAAACA
Molecule: messenger RNA, 1656 nt
Organism: Acanthopagrus latus (yellowfin seabream)
Lineage: Eukaryota; Metazoa; Chordata; Actinopteri; Spariformes; Sparidae
Exons: 9
Coding region: 34-1323 (429 amino acids)
Biological process (GO): fatty acid beta-oxidation using acyl-CoA dehydrogenase
Molecular function (GO): flavin adenine dinucleotide binding; acyl-CoA dehydrogenase activity
Source: RefSeq, a predicted model, not a curated record